Molecule: messenger RNA, 1846 nt
Organism: Lecanosticta acicola
Lineage: Eukaryota; Fungi; Ascomycota; Dothideomycetes; Mycosphaerellales; Mycosphaerellaceae
Source: the annotation of a GenBank genome assembly
AUGGUCCUCCCAGACUAUCCUGCUCCCAACCGGGACGGUAAGGACUCAGACCCCACCUCGACGUGGACAUCAUUAUACAAAUCCCGACACAUCUCGCUCCAGUCCAGGGUAGACUCGCUUGCGGCAGACAGCAUGUGGGAUGAGAGCAGAGAAUCAGUUCCUGAGAUUCCAGCCAUAUACAGCGCUGGCCGAGGACGGUCGACAUCAUUCUUAAUGGACCCGCACAUGCUCAGGUCAAACCCAGAGUCGAUGAAGGACGAUGCCGAAUCAACAGGAUACUACGGAUCACCCACACCAGAGCAACCCGCGACGCCUGUAGUUGCUUCGUCGCCUGGAUCGUCGAUUAACAUCUCUACGUUACACGAGGUGCUCUUCAUUGGAGUUGUUAUCAUGGCUCAGUUCAUGGGUCUUGCUGGACUUGGACAAUCGAUUGCACCGAUGCACAUUAUCGCAGAAGGCCUCCACGUAACAAAUCCGGGCGAGCAAGCGUGGUUUGCCGCAGCUUUCUCGUUGACAGUCGGCACCUUCAUCCUCAUCUCGGGACGCAUGGGCGACAUUCUGGGGCACAAGAGAGUGUUCGUUUUUGGGUACUUCUUUCUCGGCUGCUGGUCUGCGUUUGCCGGCUUCAGUGCAUACGUCGGCCGUCAGGUCUUCUUCGACGUCUGCCGUGCGUUCCAGGGCAUUGGAGCUGCUCUCCUCGCCCCCAACGCUCUCGCUCUGCUGGGUCGUGCGUACCCACCCGGUAUCAAAAAGAACAUUGUCUUUUCGCUGUUCGGUGCCAUGGCACCUUGGGGAUUCGUCAUGGGUUCGCUCUUCUCCAGCAUCUUCGCUCAGCUCACCUGGUGGCCGUGGGCGUUCUGGAGCUACGGUAUCGCAGCUUGGGCACUCGCUGCGUUCUCCGUCAUCAUCAUCCCCAAGGCUCUGGCCCACGACGCUCAGUUCGCUGGCAGAAUGAACAAGCCCGGCAUGGACUGGACGGGAUCGAUACUGGGUGUCAGCGGUCUCGUCCUGGUCAACGUCGCGUGGAACAACGGCCCUCUCUUCGGCUGGAGCCAGCCACACGUCUACUUCAUUCUCAUCAUCGGUAUCCUCGCCCUCGUCGGCUUCGUAUGGGUUGAAGCACGUGCUCUCUCGCCCAUUCUUCCCGUCAGCGCCAUGUCAAGUACCGUCACCUACACCAUGGCUCUUGUCGGAAUCGGGUGGGGCUCGUUCGGAAUCUGGAUCUACUACUCAUGGCGAUUCCUCGAGGAAGUCCGUGGACACACGCCGUUGAGCGUGUCUGCGCAGUACACCCCGGCUCUGGUCUGCGGUCUGCUCGCCGCUGGUGUGACUGGUUUCAUGUUGACGCACACCCCGGUGGCGUUCACCAUGUGUAUUUCCAUGUUCGCCUUCUUCCUGGGACAGCUCAUCACCGCGACACAGCCGGCUCAUCAGUCGUACUGGGCCCAGAUGUUCAUCGCUAUCCUCAUCAUGCCUUUCGGUAAGUCCACAUUACACAAGCCGACUUGGGAAAACGACAUGAAGGCUGACGAUGAACCAAGGCAUGGACAUGUCGUUCCCCGCGGGAACCGUCAUCUUAUCCAACCACAUGCCCCGGGAACACCAAGGCCUCGCGGCUUCCCUGGUCAAUACCAUGGUCAACUACUCCAUCUCCCUCGCUCUCGGGAUCGCCGGCACGGUGGAAGUGCACGUCAACAACCACGGCGCUACCCCCGAAGAUGUCCUCCACGGCAUCCGCUGCGCCUGGUAUACGGGAGUUGCCCUCGCCGGCUUCGGAGUCAUCCUCGGCUCUCUCUUCUUCGGCCGCUCGCUGAUGAAGGAGGGAUGGAAGAUCAUGGACCAUUAA